AUGGCGACUCAUCAAACAGCAAAGACCCAAUAUGUCUCCUCUGAGACCACCAAGUUCGCCUAUCGCCGCUUCGGCGCCUCCGAAGGCGUCCCUCUCCUCUUUCUCAUCCACUUCCGUGGUACUAUGGACAAAUGGGAUCCUCUCCUGAUCAACAGCGUGGCCAAAAUUCGUCCUGUCAUCCUCGUGGACUACUCUGGCAUCGGGCAGAGCAGUGGACGCGUAGCGACAUCCUUCCGCGACUCAGGCGUCGACAUCAUAACCUUCUUGUCCUUGAUCGGCGUCAGCAAAGUCGACAUCCUGGGCUUUAGCAUCGGAGCUUUUGUCGGCCAAAUGGUUGCGCUGAACGCAGAUCCGAAUACCUUACAAGUACGCAAGCUGAUCAUCGCUGGAUCUUCGGCAAGCGUUGGCCCAGACAUGCCUGAGACCAAGAACGACUACCAGACUGCAGCGACUGCUGGCACUCUCGAAGUCGAUGGGUUCAAGACUUUGUUCUUUCCUCGCAACAAGGAGGGAGAGCAAGCUGCAGACUCAUGGUGGGCUAGAGUUGCCGAACGCAAUGAGUCUGCUAGUGGAGAAAAACCUUCAGAAUGGGCGUCGCAAGACUUGACAGAUGGAGGGGCCGCCAUGCAAGCCCAAGGCACAGCAUAUGGCGCUUUCAUGAACGCAGAGGCCAGUAAAGGUGCCGACGGCACUUACGAUCGGCUGAGUGAGUUGAAGAUGCCGGUGUUGAUUGCUCAAGGCAAUGACGACUACAUGUUCCCAACUCUCAACAGCUUUCUAUUCCAGCAGAAGGUUCCGAAUGGGCAUUUGAUUGUCUACCCAAACAGUGGCCACGGGUUCCUGUAUCAGUACGCGGAGGAGUUUGCUGCACAUGUCAAUGCCUUCCUGGAUCUUUGA
Messenger RNA from Cyphellophora attinorum, 897 nucleotides. RefSeq lists its product as uncharacterized. The transcript is spliced from 2 exons. Bases 1 to 897 code for a protein of 298 amino acids. Lineage: Eukaryota; Fungi; Ascomycota; Eurotiomycetes; Chaetothyriales; Cyphellophoraceae. The record is from RefSeq and is a predicted model, not a curated record.